This is a messenger RNA of Beta vulgaris subsp. vulgaris (sugar beet), 3414 nucleotides long. Its product is annotated as pentatricopeptide repeat-containing protein GUN1, chloroplastic. Gene Ontology annotation, cellular component: chloroplast. The transcript has 4 exons. Bases 209 to 2776 code for a protein of 855 amino acids. The record is from RefSeq and is a predicted model, not a curated record. Lineage: Eukaryota; Viridiplantae; Streptophyta; Magnoliopsida; Caryophyllales; Amaranthaceae. Gene Ontology annotation, molecular function: protein binding.
UUUAUACUAAAAAACUCUUUCACUUUUCAAUGUCUGAACAAAACCUACAACAACUCUCAACUAAUGAAAGCCCAACUCAUCAGCUUCUACUCUUUUUUGACUCUUUCUCACCUCACUUUUUUUUUAUUUUUUUUCUCUCUCCUCUCUAUCUUCUUCUUCUUCUUCCUCUACAUGUUUUGUGCAUUUUCUCUCUCCUAAAUCAAUAAAAAUGGCUUCUUCUACUCCUCCUCACUGCUCAAUCACUACCUCCACAAAACCCCAACAAACCCCAUAUCAAAAAGCCAUUCAUCAACAACAACAACCCCAUAAAUUUAACAAUCGUCGUUUCACUUCCCAGAAAGUUUCUGCUUCUCCUCUUCCUUCAACUUCUCUCUCUAAACCUCCAAACUUUCUCUCUCCUCUUCCUACCCCUAAAAACACCCAUCUUUCUUCUGAUUUUUCUGGCAAAAAAUCAACUCGUUUUGUGUCAAAACUUCAUUUUAAUCGUCAAAGAUCCAAUUUUUCUACCAGACAUUCCCCUGUUGCUGAAGAUGCUUUACGCCAAGUCACUCAAUCCGCCAUUGAUGAGCACCAAUUUGAGAAUAUAUUGGUGGGUUUUCAAGGGAAGCUUUUUGGGUCUGAAGAUUACUGUUUUUUGCUUCGAGAGCUUGGAAAUCGAGGUGAGUGUUCAAAAGCUGUUGUUUGUUAUGAAUUUGCUGUUCAAAGAGAGAGAAAGUUUAGUGAGAGAGGUAAAUUAGCUAGUACUAUGAUUAGUGUAAUGGGUAGAUUAGGGAAGGUUGAUUCUGCAAGGUUUGUGUUUGAUAAUGCUGUUAAUGGUGGUUUUGGUAAUACUGUUUAUACUUAUUCUGCUUUGAUUAGUGCUUAUGGUAGAAGUGGUUUGUAUCAAGAAGCAAUUGGGGUUUUUGAGAUGAUGAAAACUCAAGGUUUGAGACCUAAUUUGGUUUCUUAUAAUGCUGUGGUUGAUGCUUGUGCUAAAGCUGGUGUUAAAUUUGAUGUUGUGAAUGAUAUAUAUGAUGAAAUGUUGAGGAAUGGGGUUGACCCGGAUCGAAUUACGUUUAAUUCAAUGCUUGCUGUUUGUAAGUCUGGAUUGUGGGAAGAGGCUAUGAGGUUGGUUACAGAGAUGGGAAUGAGGGGGAUUGAUCAAGAUGUGUUUACUUAUAAUACACUGCUGGAUGUUAUUUGUAAAGCUGGGAAGAUGGAUUUGGCUUUUGAUAUUAUGUCUGAAAUGACUGCCAAGAGUAUAAUGCCUAAUGUGGUUACUUAUAGUACUGUGAUUGAUGGGUUUGCUAAAGCCGGUAGGUUAGAGGAUUCGUUGGGUAUGUUCGAGGAGAUGAAGUGCGCGGGAAUUGCUCUUGAUAGAGUUUGUUACAAUGCAUCGUUGUCUAUUCUUUUGAAGCUUGGUAGGUUUAAAGAUGCUUUGAAUGUUUGCAAGGAGAUGGAGAGUUGUGGAAUCAGGAAGGAUGUAGUGACUUACAAUGCAUUGUUGGGUGGAUUUGGUAAACAAGGGAAAUAUGAUGAAGUUAGACAAGUGUUUGAGCAGAUGAAGAAUGUACGCGUUUUUCCUAAUGUUCUGACUUACUCUACACUGAUUGAUGUUUAUUCUAAAGGGGGUCUAUAUAGGGAGGCAAUGGAGGUUUUCAGAGAGUUUAAGGAGGCUGGUUUAAAGGCAGAUGUUGUUCUUUAUAGUGGCCUUAUUGAUGCUUUGUGCAAAAAUGGGCUGGUAAAAUCUGCUGUGCUUUUGCUCGACGAGAUGACAAAGGAAGGAAUCCGACCCAAUGUAGUCACAUACAAUACUAUUAUCGAUGCAUUUGGUCGAUCUGCUAGAGCAGAGUACCUGGUUGAUGAUAUCGUUCCCCUGGAUGGAUGUUCAGGGAAUAAGACACCAAUGAUAAUGGCAUGUAAUGCUGCUGCGCACCAUCUUGGAGGUAGUGAGCAUAAUAGAGUCAUGAAGAUCUUUGGGCAGCUAGCAGUGGACAAAUCUCAUAGUUUCAGGGAAUUUAAUGAGAGUAGGCAGGAGCUCCUCUGCAUCUUAGGACUCUUCCAGAAGAUGCACCGGCUUGAGAUAAGGCCAAAUGUCGUGACCUUUUCGGCUAUUUUAAAUGCUUGCAGCCGUUGUAACUCAUUGGAAGAUGCUUCUAUGCUACUGGAAGAACUCCGCCUGUUUGAUGAUCGAGUCUACGGUGUUGCUCAUGGACUACUCACAGGAUCCAGGGAUACGAUCUGGGUUCAAGCCCUGUGUUUGUUCGAUGAAGUCAAGCAGCUGGACACAUCAACUGCAUCUGCCUUUUAUAAUGCGUUAACUGAUGUAUUGUGGCACUUUGGUCAAAAACAGGGUGCUCAGCUAGUUGUGCUGGAAGGAAAGAACAGGAAUGUGUGGGAAAAUGUGUGGUCCACAUCUUGUUUGGAUUUGCACUUGAUGUCCUCUGGCGCUGCUCGGGCCAUGGUACAUGCUUGGUUGCUAAACAUACGUUCAGUCGUUUUAGAAGGACAUGAGCUGCCAAAGCUUUUGAGUAUUCUGACUGGGUGGGGAAAACACAGCAAAGUAGUUGGUGAUGGAGCACUGAAGCGAGCCAUUGAAGGGUUGCUCAGUGGCAUAGGGGCCCCUUUUCAUAUGGCAGAGACCAACCUCGGUAGAUUCAUAUCACAGGGGACAGCUGUCACAGCCUGGUUAAAGAAGUCUGGUACUCUUCCGGUGCUGCUGCUUCAAGAUAUUAGAACUCAGCCUGAGAACCAAAGGUUGGACCAAAGGCCUAACUUGGAGCCCCUUCCUUUGUAGCUUCUCGCUGAAUCUGUACAUCACGCAUCCACUUUGCCAAUCUAUGUUUAGUGUUUAUACCGUAACUUGUGUAACUUAUAUAGGGAUUGGCUCAUGUAGCUGGUAGGAGAUUCACCUUGUGACCUUAAGGUUCUAUUCCAUACCGCUUGCGGUUCUUGGCAUGAGGAUUCCCCUCAUCCCAUCCCUACCACUCCCGGGUCCUGUAUAACUGGACUGGAUUUACCUGCUGCAGAUUCCAGUUUAGCUAGGAUCAGCUUGUGGUUUCGCUUUCUCAUGAUCUCGCUCACUACAAACUUGGGCCAUUUUUGUGUAUGACGUGGCCCAUUCUAGAGGGAGGUGAAAGGUCUUGUUGCAUAUACCAUGAUUAUGUGGUGGCCUGGUUUUUGAGACUUCGAAAAAUUUUCAACUCAGGUUCACCAGUAAUAUGGUAGUCUUCGGCCUUUUCGAUUUUGGUCAUUGAUGAUACAAAGAGGAAGAAAUGUAAUUUGAUGUAAAUAGGUAAAAGAAAAGUUCAUUUAACUGUUCUUUGUUUCAUUUUGUGUACAACAAUGCAAGUGUACUUCAAUUUUCAGUCUUCAUCAAUGCACUUGAUAAAAAGAUUUUGAUGCAAUGACAAGAUUUGGGUAUAGUUUACUUCA